Musca domestica (house fly) is the source of this 990-nucleotide messenger RNA. RefSeq lists its product as uncharacterized. Lineage: Eukaryota; Metazoa; Arthropoda; Insecta; Diptera; Muscidae. The record is from RefSeq and is a predicted model, not a curated record. The coding region runs from base 1 to 990 and encodes 329 amino acids. The transcript has a single exon.
AUGUCCAAGGAACUUCCUAUAUUGAAGAACUCAAGACUAGGGUGGAUUGCUAGUGGAAGAGUUCAGGCUGAAUCGGAAACUGUGACAUGCGUCGUUUUCUUAGAAGAUGAACGUGCUCUAGAAGAUUUAUUAAAGAAGUUCUGGGAACAAGACGAUGUUUGUGAAGAUCAGAAGAUGACAAUAGCAGAAGAACAGUGUGAAAAUCACUUUAACCAAAAUAGAACAGUAAAUGAGAAUGGUCGGUUUGUGGUGCGAUUACCGUUUGCAGACUGCCCUGAGAAGAUUUCCGAAUCCCUGAAUAUUGCACAAUCAAGAUUCUUUGCGUUGGAGCGUCGCUUAUCUAAGGAUGCAAGUCUUCACGAGAAGUAUGCUAAAUUUAUGAAGGUGUAUGAGGAUCUAGAACAUAUGACGAAAAUACAAUCAAGAGAUGUGCGUGGUAAUCAUUACUAUAUCCCGCAUCAUUGUGUCCUACGCCCAAAUAACAACACAACAAAGCUGAGGGUUGUGUUCGAUGCGUCUUGCAAGUCAUCAUCUGGAUGGUCACUAAAUGAUAUUUUGCAUUCAGGCCCCAGGGUUCAAGGAGAUCUGUUUGGAAUGCUGUUGCGAUUUAGACUGCCGCGAUUUGUCUUUACAACAGACAUUGAGAAGAUGUAUAGACAAGUGCUAGUCGACAAAACAGAUCGCAAAUAUCAGCUUAUCCUAUGGAGAAACACUCCAGACAAGGAACUCGAACACUACAUGUUAAAUAUGUUAACAUAUGGUACGACGUGUGCCCCUUAUCUUGCUACAAGAUGUCUAAAAUGGCUAGCAGAUACAAACUUGCAAAAAUAUCCAUUGGGGGCGCUGGCUACGUUGACAAUUGCAUCAACGACAAUUGAGAUACAGAAACAGGUUAAUAUGUUACUACAGGAAGCUGGAUUUAGACUACGAAAAUGGUGUGCUUACCACUUGAAAUUGAUGCAUGGAGUUCCUCCAGAAGAUAGAGAGUAG